AUGGAGGGGGACACUGACCAGAAAAACAAGGGCCACAAGAGCCGGCUUGUGGGCAGCAAAGCAGCCAAGAAGGAGGAGUUCCGCAAGAAGAGGGCGGGCAUCGAGCUUGAGCCCAACCGUGGCAACAACAGGAAAGCAUUCCAGGGGCCCACGUCCGGCAGCCGCAAAGGGCAGAAGUUGCUGCGCAGCCUCGAGAGACGUGAGACGGCGCUGCACGUGCCAACGCUCGACAAGACGCUGCGCCACAUCGUCGAAGAGCCGCCGCUGCUCGUCGCUGUUGUCGGUCCGCCGGGCGUCGGCAAGUCGACGCUGAUCCGCUCCAUGGUGAAGUUCUACAGCAACCGCAACGUGCAGGCGGUGCGGGGCCCCAUCACCGUCGUGGCGGGCCGAAGUCGCCGCGUGACGUUCCUCGAGUGCCCCAACACGCUGACGGCGAUGUGCGACGUCGCGAAGGUGGCGGACCUCGUGCUGCUGAUGGUCGACGGCAGUUUCGGCUUCGAGAUGGAGACGUUUGAGUUCCUCAACAUCGCGCAGGUGCACGGCUUCCCGCGCAUGUUCGGUGUCGUGUCGCACCUCGACCAGCUGAAGACGGGAAAGGCGCUGAAGAAGCGCAAAAAGUUCCUACGCCACCGCUUCUGGCACGAGGUGGCGGCGGGCGCGAAGCUGCUGUGUCUCGCGCCGAUGGUGCGCGGCAUGUACCGCUCCACCGACGUGCUGAAGCUGCACCGCCUGCUUAUCUGCGUGGAGCCCAAGAUACAGAGCUGGCGCAACACGCACAGCUGCGUGUUGAUAGACCGCCACGAGGACAUCACCGCCCCGCAGGACAUCGCGGCGGAUGAGAACUGCAACCGCACCAUCGCCUUCUACGGCUACGCGCGUGGGAAGCCGCUGAAGCCGCAGCAACUCGUGCACAUCCCAGGGCUUGGUGACUUCCCUAUCGCCCACAUCUCACACCAGGAGGACCCAUGCGCCUUCGACGGCAACAACGGCAAGUCGCAGGGGCACAAGAUGCGCCACCUCAGCAUGAAGCAGAAGCGCAUCUACGCCCCCUACUGCAACGUGAGCGGUGUGAUGUACGACGACGACGCCAUCUAUAUUCAAGAGGACGCGGAGAAGGAGAUGAUUGAACGGUCUGGCGAGGGACUGCAAUACCUGCGUGAGCUGCAGCGCGCGAAGCCGAUGGAUGCCGGUGCUGCCGCACUCAACGUCGUCCGCCGCCCGGUCGUGUUCCGCGACGAGGACGCGAUGGAGCUCGAGAUGGGCGAUGUGCAGCUUCCUUCCUCUGAUGAUGAUGAUGAUGAUGAUGAUGAUGGCAGUAGCAGCAGUGGUAGCUCGGAUGGGCGCGCGCCCAUCAAGGGCCGUGGGGCCCACAGUGACUUAUCGCUCUACGGCCCGCGCGAUGAUGAAGAAGAAGAUGACAUUGAGAAUGAGGAUGCCGCACUAGCAGGCGAUGGUGAGGGUCUCGCGCCACGAAGCCGCAAUGCGCCGGACGCCAUACGCGAAAAUGUUGUACACCAUGACUGGUCCGACUCCAGUCUGCUACGCCGCUUGAAGAACUUGUUUGUCACCGGGGACUGGAAGGCAGCGGUGGGGGACGACGACAAGGGCGAUGACGAGCGGUCGGCGAGUGAGGCCAGCAAGGGAUAUGAAAGCGAGGACGAGGAAUUCGAUGCCAUGGCACGCGGCCUGAAGCCACUCAGGUCCUCAAACACGCUUCAGGAUGAUGACAAUGACGAUGAUGAGGAUGAGGAAGAGAUGAAUGACGACACACAAGGCGAACAACAGCUGCGACGCCCACACAACGCGUUGGCGGCAGUGGGGGGUGGAUCAUCAUCUGCCUGGGGGGCGUUUCGGCCGGAUGACGGCAAUCAUGGUGGCAACAGGAACAAGGGGAGGAGUGACGCAGGCGGCGACGUUGAUGAUAGCGACUACGACAUCCUCGCCGACGACAAUGGCGACAACGACGAUGACGCGGCCCUGUCUGACGCGGAGCUGGAUGGGCUCGUGUCGAGCUUCUUAGCGCCGCGGCAAACAGCCAAGGCAUCAGCGCUGCCCUCAUCUUCUCUGCGCGGCGAUGGCGAUGACAGUGCCAUCCAGUUCUAUGACCCGAACCAUCGCCGUGUUGACGACAAGGACGGCGACGAUGACAACAACAGCGAGGAUGCUGAGGCAGCGGCGGCCAUUACGGAGGGCAAGACGCUGACAGAGGACCAGGAACGACUGCUGCAGAAGAAGAUGGCGAAAAAGAAGGCAUUCGACGAGGCGUACGACAUGGGCGACAGGAACAACACGUACACCCACUACCACCACCUGACGCGCGCGGUGGAGGAGAAGCGGGAGCGCCUCGACGCGGCGCUGCAGGAUGUGGGGGAGGACGUCACCAAGAAGAUCCAGCUCGUCGGCUACUUCAGCGGUCUGUACGUCCGCUUCGUGCUGGAGAACGUUCCGGUGGAGUUCCUGCGGCUCUUCGACGCCACCGUGCCGCUGAUCGCCGGCGGCGUGAACGCGGGCGAGGACCAGUUCCAGAUCGUGCAUGCAAAGCUGAAGCGGCACCGCUGGCACCCGAAGAUCCUCAAGGCGCAGGACCCGCUGCUGCUGUCGAUGGGCUGGCGCCGCCUCCAGACGCAGCCGAUAUUUGCCACAGAGGACCCCAACGGGCGCGUGCGCUACCUCAAGUACACGCCGAUGCACAUGCACUGCGUCGCCGCCUUCUAUGCGCCGGUAGUGCCAGCAAACACCGGCUUCGUCGCGAUCCCCGUGCGGGAUCAGCGGUCGCCGAACUUCCGCCUCGCCUGCACCGGCUACACCGUCGGCAACGACCACGCCACGAGCAUCGUCAAGAAGCUGAAGCUUACCGGCACACCGCAGAAGAUACUAAAGACUACGGUCUUCGUCAAGGGUAUGUUCAACAGCGACAUCGAGGCUACAAAGUUCGUCGGCGCGAAGCUCAAGUCCGUCUCCGGCAUUCGCGGCAUCGUGAAGGCGGUGCUGAAGGGCAAAGACGGGCUCGUGCGUGCGACCUUCGAGGACAAGAUCUUCCCCUCCGAUAUUGUCUUCUGCCGGGCGUGGAAGACGGUGCAGCCGCCCAGAUACUGCUCGCUGCAGCGCAACCUCGUCGACGCGGCGUGGGUCGGCAUGCGCUCGAUGCGGGAGCUGCGCUGGGAGCACAAUGUCCCGCUCGCGCCGCGGCCUGACUCCGAGUACCACGAGAUCAAGCGGCGCCAGCGCGACGACGACGAGCAAGACAACAGCAACGGCAAAUCCGCCAAGGUGCUGCUCUCCCGCAACCAGAAGAUGCAACUGCCGUUCAGCAUGAAGGAGGAGUUCAUCCCGCUGGAGCGGUCGACGGCGCUGGAGCAGCGCAUCGCCGGUGCCACGACUGUCGCGCCGGAGCCCCGUGACAUGCGCCGCGCUGCGCUUCUCGACGCCUUCAGCGACAAGGCCGACGCGAUGCUGAAGAAGAAGGCGGAGGCAAAGCGGCAGGCGCGGGAGCGGCACAAGCGCGAGGCCGCCAAUGAGGAGAAGGAGUACGAGCGGAACCUCAAGAAGGCAAAGAAGGAAACCGCGCGCCUCCGCGAGUUCCGCUCGCAGCAUAAGUCGCGCAAGUAA
Molecule: messenger RNA, 3609 nt
Organism: Trypanosoma grayi
Lineage: Eukaryota; Euglenozoa; Kinetoplastea; Trypanosomatida; Trypanosomatidae
Product: ribosome biogenesis protein BMS1
Exons: 1
Coding region: 1-3609 (1202 amino acids)
Biological process (GO): maturation of SSU-rRNA from tricistronic rRNA transcript (SSU-rRNA, 5.8S rRNA, LSU-rRNA); endonucleolytic cleavage of tricistronic rRNA transcript (SSU-rRNA, 5.8S rRNA, LSU-rRNA); ribosome biogenesis
Cellular component (GO): nucleus; 90S preribosome
Molecular function (GO): GTPase activity; GTP binding; U3 snoRNA binding
Source: RefSeq, a predicted model, not a curated record